Molecule: messenger RNA, 1475 nt
Organism: Hordeum vulgare subsp. vulgare (domesticated barley)
Lineage: Eukaryota; Viridiplantae; Streptophyta; Magnoliopsida; Poales; Poaceae
Product: receptor-like protein 51
Exons: 1
Coding region: 1-1254 (417 amino acids)
Molecular function (GO): protein binding
Source: RefSeq, a predicted model, not a curated record
AUGGCCGCCGCCUCUCGCCUCCUCCUCCUGCUCCUCGUCCGCGUCGCGGCCACCGUAUCCUUCGCGCUCGGGCUCGCCGGCCGCGCGCAGCUGGACCCGCAGCAGCUGCUGGCGCUGCGCGCGCUCGGCCUCGGCGCGCGCCGCGCCGGCGACCCCUGCGACGCGGACGGCGCCGUGGCCGCGUCCUGCGACGCGGGGGCGCCGUUCCGGCGCGUCACGUCACUCGUCCUCACCAACUGCUCCGACACCACCUCCGUCUCCGCCGCGGCGCUCGAGGCGCUCGCGCCGUCGCUCCGCGCGCUCGCCUUCUCGGACUGCCCCGCCGCGCCGCCGCGGCUCCUCCCGCCGGAGCAGCUCGCCGCGGGCCUCCUGUCCUUCUCCUGCACCGCGUCUCUCCGCCGCCUCUCCGCGGUCUGGCUCUCCCGCCUCGCCAACCUCACCGAGCUCACCGUCGCCAACACCCCUCUCGCCACCGGCUCGCCGUCCGAGCUGGCCGUCGUCAUCUCCCACAUGGACCACCUCACUCGCCUCACCAUUUCCAAUGGCAACCUAUCCGGCUUCCUCCCGCACCACUGGCACUGCCCCAACCUGACGCACCUCGACCUCUCCGGCAACCGCAUCGCCGGCGCCAUUCCCGACACCAUCACCCACCUUGGCGGCAUCACCCACCUGAACCUCAGCUCCAACGUUCUCAACGGGCAGAUCCCCACGCACAUCGGUGACCUCAUCUGGCUCACCGCCGUGGACCUGUCCAACAACUCCCUCUCCGGCGGCAUCCCGGAGACCUUCUCCACGCUGCCCGAGCUGGAGGUGCUCAACCUGGGCUCCAACCGGCUCAACGGGAGCAUACCGCCCUUCUUGUCCGAGAUGAGCGGCCUCAAGGAGCUCAACCUGGAGAACAACGACUUCGACGGCGUGGUGCCGUUCAGCGCCAGGUUCUUGUCGCGGCUGAGGGUGUUCAGGGCCGCCGGCAACGGCAAGCUGUGCUACAAUAGGUCGGUUCUCUCCGCCGAGGUGGCCGUGGGGGUGGCGCCGUGCGACAAGUACGGGUUCCCGGUCACGGCUCCCCCGGCGACGGCGCAGUCGGAGAAGAGCACGGCGGACUACGACGACGGCGGCAGUGACGGCGACGCGGACGGCGGCGCCGACGCUGGUGGCGGCCCCAGCGCGGUGGUUCUCGGGCUCGCCAUUGGCCUGUCUUGCUUGGCGUUCGUGGUCAUCUUGGUCGUCUGCCUCUGCAAGGUGUGCAGAUGAGAUGGCGUGAAUUUUUUGUUGCUUCUCUCGUGUUGACGAGGUUGGUUUACCACUGCAUGUCGAAUAGUCGGAUACGAAAUUUGCUGUUACGCUGUGUAGUGUAGCAGUGCAUGUUGCACUCUUCCCUAAACCAGCAUAGAUCAACUGAUCUGUCGAAAUGACGAAAAAUACAACGAAGAGGCCGCAUUUGCAAAGCAGAGUAUUCCUCUCUGUUUUUGUUU